GUGAAACAUCGCGUCGUGGCCGGGCUCACGCCGGAGAAGUGCCAGUCGGGGGAGCCUCUCACAGGGGACUUGGAGGCCGCCUUCCGCAAGGGAAUCACCGAUCUCCAUGGGAAGGGCGCCUGCGUCAUCACCGGGGACACUGGCUUCAUGAUGUGGUAUCAGGCCAUGGCUCGUGAGAGCACCAAGCUGCCGGUGAUCCUGUCCUCCCUGGCCAGUCUGCCCACCAUCACCUGCUCCUACAGUAAGGAGGAGCAGGUGGCGAUUUUCACCACCAGUGUGAAGACGCUGGAGAGGAUGGAGGGACUCCUACGGGCUGAAUGUGGCGUGAGCAUCCAUGACACGCGCUACGUUUUCGUGGGCAUUGACGAGAUACCCGGGUUUGAGUCCAUUGCGCUUGGGCAACAUGCAGAAUCGCGGACCAUGGAGGCCGGCCUCUGCCAGAAGGCCGCGGAAGUGCUGGAGCAGCACCCGAAGGUGCGUGCGUUCUUGCUGGAGUGCAACGAGCUCCCCCGCUACGCCGAUGCACUCCGAAGAGCCACCGGAAGGCCCGUUUUCGAUGCCAUGAAGCUCUGCGACUUCUACAUCGACAGCCUUUUGGAUAAUCCGCGGUUUGGAAUCAAAGACUGGGACGACGCGCUGAACAAGAAGAGCGCUCCCUGGCUCAUCACAAAGCCGGUCCUCCUGGCGCGAGAUGUGGCGCUUCAGGUGUACGCGGCGUCAAUGCAGCAUGCCGUGUCGAUGAUGGUGCGUAGCCGCCGUCAAGGAAUCAAGCUCGGCGUGGUGCGACUGGACUACCACUACGAACCAGCUCCGGGUGAUGUGGAUCAUCCAGGCAGCUACGCCUACGAAGUGCACUACCAGAUGGUUCCGGGACUUACUUUCGAACUCUGCCAGUCGGGAAAGAUGACCCAAGAGGUAGAGGUGGAGCUCCUGAAGGCUAUCGGAGCCCUGGAGUCCAAGGGCGUCUCCGUCAUCACCGGGGACUGCGGUUUCAUGAUGUGGUACCAGGAGCUUGUCCGGACAAGCACCCGCUUGCCGGUCAUCAUGUCCUCUCUUGCCACCUUGCCCGCCAUCACGAGCUCCUUCCACAAGGGCGAACAGAUUGCGAUCUUCACUGCGAAUGGCAAGUCCCUGCUGCCCAUGGAAGAGCUGAUCAAGGCUGAAUGUGCAGUGGAUCUCAAGGACGAGCGCUAUGUCUUCGUGGGCUGCGAGGACAUCCCUGGAUUUGAGGCGGUGGCCUUGGGCGAAAAGGUGGACGUGCGCAAAGUGACGCCGGGGAUGGUGAAGAAAGCACAGGACGUUCUCCGAGAUCAUCCGAAG
Messenger RNA from Symbiodinium necroappetens, 1320 nucleotides. The record is from the annotation of a GenBank genome assembly. Lineage: Eukaryota; Dinophyceae; Suessiales; Symbiodiniaceae.